This is a messenger RNA of Diorhabda carinulata, 471 nucleotides long. RefSeq names its product larval cuticle protein A3A-like. The record is from RefSeq and is a predicted model, not a curated record. The coding region runs from base 1 to 471 and encodes 156 amino acids. Lineage: Eukaryota; Metazoa; Arthropoda; Insecta; Coleoptera; Chrysomelidae. The transcript has 3 exons. Gene Ontology annotation, cellular component: extracellular matrix.
AUGAUUCUGAAGAUUGUUCUUCUGGCCACCUUCCUUGUUGCAGUUAAGGGAGUAGUUCCUUAUUCUUCUCUAACUACGCCUGUUUUCCAUCAAGCUCCUAUUGCAGCACCAGCACCAAUUGCUAUUGCUAAAACUGCCACUCCUGUAGCUAAAGCAGUAAUUACUGAAGAAUAUGAUCCUCAUCCACAAUACUCUUUCGGAUAUCAAGUUGAAGAUAGCUUAACAGGUGACAGCAAGAGUCAAAGUGAAACCAGAAAUGGCGAUAUUGUACAAGGUUUCUACUCUCUAACCGACCCCGAUGGUACCAGACGUACUGUUAACUAUGUAGCAGAUCCAAUAAACGGUUUCAACGCAGAAGUACAUAAAGAACCACUCGAGGCAAAAGCAGUUGUGCAUGAGCCAGCUCUUCAAGAGUUUCGACACCUUCCUCAUAGCGGUCCAAUUUCUUAUAUUAACUCUGUAUAUGCUUAG